AUGGCACCAACCACAUCAUCAUCUAACAAAAACAUUCGGGUACUCGUCACUGGUGCGUCUGGUUUCGUUGGUGCACACUGUGUUCAACAAUUGCUCAAAGAGCGCUACACUGUCAGAGGUACGGUACGCGAUGUGAACAAUCUGAAGAAGGUGAACCCUUUGAAGGAACUCGAAAACGCUGCCGAACUGCUGGAACUGGUUGAGACGGAUUUGAAUGAUGACAAAGGAUGGAACAAUGCUGUCAAAGAUUGCACCUAUAUCCUUCAUGUGGCCAGUCCCUUUCCGACAGUUGGCGAUGAAUCGUUGAUAAAGACGGCCGUUGAGGGCACCUUACGAGUGCUGCGAGCAGCCGCUCAACAAGCCACCGUCAAAAAAGUCGUUCUAACAAGCUCAAUUGCAGCCAUCCACGAGGGUCACGACGACAUGAAUCGAGUGUUCACUGAGGAAGACUGGACAAAUCUGGACUCAGAGUCACUGAUGUACUAUCCAAAAAGUAAAACACUGGCCGAGCAGGCAGCUUGGGAUUUUGUGAACAAUGGCAAAGGUACGAUAAUACAGCGCUCCCGAGCAGUACUCUUAUUCUGUCACAGUGAUUAG
Anisakis simplex (herring worm) is the source of this 597-nucleotide messenger RNA. The record is from the annotation of a GenBank genome assembly. NCBI's taxonomy places the organism in Eukaryota, Metazoa, Nematoda, Chromadorea, Rhabditida, Anisakidae.